UUCAUUCCCUCCCCCCCCCCCUCAGCAAAUCGCAGGCCGAAUGCCAAAGAUGUUCGUUCCGACCAGUUCCAAGUUUUCUAGGAAAAAAUGAAUACCGCAGCAUGUUGUGAUUUUUGUGGAGCUGCUAAUAAUCUCUUGCGCUGUGCUAGAUGUAAACUUGUGUACUACUGUUCGAAAGACCAUCAGUUAAAACACUGGAAAAAACACAAAGUGGUGUGCAAGGAACACAUCGCCGAUGACAGACUUGACAAGGACAUCAGUUCAUCUGACCCAACAAGCUGUGCCGCUAGUCAAAGUGUUGGAUCUGAAAGUGGAGCUCUAGUUAAAUCUAAACAAACUGUUACCAGUGAUGCGGAAACACUGAAAUGGGCGCAGGAGUGGGGAGCUCAGGGUGCUAGCACCAUAACCUAUGAGGGCAGUUCAGAGAGUGAAAUUCUGAACGCCCGAACCGAGACCCUUAGUCCUGCUCUGGAGUACAGUGAUGCAGAUCUUGACAUGUCUUUGCAGAAGCCAACUCUGUACCCACCCGGCCACGGCUUUGGGCUCAAAGACUUUUCCGAGAUAAGCCUGGCUGGUGACAGACCAUUUCCGCCUUUCCUUCACCGAAGUAAAAGAGAUGAAGAGGGUAUCAUUGAAGAGCCAUGUGGAGAGCAGGAAGUGAUUGAUGAGAUGUGCAGGAUUGUCAUUAGAGACAUGGACCAGUUUGGUGUUUGUGUGGUAGAUAAUUUCCUUGGGUACAAGCGAGGAAUGUCUGUGCUCCAAGAAGUCACUGGAAUGUACACAAAGGGUGUCUUCAAAGAUGGUCAACUAGUCAGCAAAAAGGUCAAAAAUGAUCUUAAAACUAUUAGAGGUGAUCAGAUUACUUGGAUUGAUGGCAAAGAUGAAUCAUGCAAGAAUAUAGGUCUGUUAAUUAGCCAAGUAGAUGCUAUCAUAUUACGUGCAAACAAAAUGGCUAAUAAUGGAAAAAUAGGAAACUACACUAUCAAUGGGAGGACUAAGGCAAUGGUGGCAUGUUAUCCUGGCCAUGGAACUCACUAUGUUAAACAUGUUGACAAUCCCAAUAAAGAUGGACGCUGCAUCACAGCUAUUUACUACCUGAAUAGAGAUUGGAAUAUUCAGCAAAAUGGUGGAUUAUUGCGCAUAUUUCCUGAGGGCUGGCAAGACAAAGUGGCAGAUAUUGAGCCCUUCUUCGAUCGAAUUCUCUUCUUCUGGUCAGAUCGACGAAACCCACAUGAAGUGCAGCCAGCUUUUAAGACGAGAUAUGCCAUUACUCUAUGGUACUUUGAUGCCUCAGAAAGACAAGAAGCCUGUAGAAGACACAAAACUGAAAUGGAGGCCCAAGCAUCUGAGUCAAAUAAUAUAGUGAACAAAACUUCUUCUGGAGAAAGUUGACCACAUUUCUGUGUUGACUUUUCAUUUGAGAUUCUUUGUUUUGUUUUGACUGUUGUAACUGUCAGGCUUGUUACCAAUUAUGUUGAGGACUCAGUUGCGUAGUGCAGCUCAACAUUGGUAAUUUUGAACAUGUUCCAUUUCCUUAAGGACUUUGAUUUGUUUAAGAGAGUACCUUCAUUCCUUCUCCUCAAAAUGUUCCCAUGCUUUGCUUUAUUUCUGCAGUGCACCAUGUGUCUUGAGCAUCUUACUGUGAUUUCUAUUUUAAUUAAGUUAUAGCUCUGUUCAAGAGUUGUUUCUUGUUUCUUUCUUGUUUGUCUAGUUCAUCUUAAUGCUAUGGUUGUAAUUAUCAGUGGCAAAAGAAUGGAUCUGUGAGUGAGACUCAAAACUGAUUGCCUCAUAGACAGACUACAUGCAUGGUCUAUUGUUAAAGCCCUGCCUUUUGCUACUGAUGGUAACAGUCUAACCCUUACCUGUCUGUGACCCAUCUAACGUGAAGUUUCUCAAAUUCCAUGUUAUUUUCGUGCUUACAGCAACUUUCCCCCAAGGUUUUAAGUGGUUCAUACUGUAUUUACUACCCUGUAUUUACAAAAUUUCUUAAAAAAAAAACCAUUAAAUUUUUAUGUGGCGUGUG
Molecule: messenger RNA, 2023 nt
Organism: Thrips palmi
Lineage: Eukaryota; Metazoa; Arthropoda; Insecta; Thysanoptera; Thripidae
Gene: Hph
Product: egl nine homolog 1
Exons: 5
Coding region: 88-1392 (434 amino acids)
Biological process (GO): peptidyl-proline hydroxylation to 4-hydroxy-L-proline; cellular response to hypoxia
Cellular component (GO): nucleus; cytoplasm
Molecular function (GO): peptidyl-proline 4-dioxygenase activity; ferrous iron binding; L-ascorbic acid binding
Source: RefSeq, a predicted model, not a curated record